AUGAUAGAAACUGAUGAAAUCACAGGUCAUGACCUUGGCACGCUUAAGCAAAAUAAGGAAAAACAUUUGCUUAUUGGCCUUCUUGAUUACACCAGGAAUGUGACAAUUCCAUUGAAGGGUGCUAGGUAUAGUUAUGCCUAAUACUUUUGUGUGGUUCACAAGUUCAAGUUCCUUUGAGUUGACAGUAAACGCAUCAAACUAGUAGGUAGGUCUUUUGAAGUCGAUCAACAGUUCCUUACACAUAUCUGAAAAGCAAGCAGUUAAUUCUUUGCAACAAGAACCAUGAUUGGUGACCAGGGUGUCCAGUUCCUAUUUUUUCCGAUUUUUUGAACAUGUUCCUAUUUUCUCCUAUUUUUCUUAUUUUUUAGCUGGUGAAGCCAAAAUUUGUAUCAAAAUUGAACAUGGAAUUUUUAGUUGUAUGUAUUUUAAAGUGAGAAUUAUCGUAAAGCAAGUAAUAUGUCGACUUUGAUGUUCUCAUAUCAGCAAAGAUAACAGUUACAUUUGUUCUUUCUACAUCCUCUAUUGCCCAUUAGAGUUCUGUUGACAACUUUGUUAUAUUGUCACUUUUUCUAUAAUUUUUUAGUGCCCCUAUAUGUAUUGUACAUGUAUGUAGCGUUGUAGCUCUUAUGACUAUUGAAUAAUGUUGUGCAUAGCCCACUGAAACUGCAUUUCACAUGAUAUAUUUUAUUUUGAAGUCUUGCUCGCUUUUAUGUUCAUCUUUGAAAGUGAAAACAGGAUCAGGUUGUCCUCUCACAUUACAUAGGUCAGAUAAGUCAUCCUAUCAGCUUCUUGUUUAAAAAACCAAUCACUACAUACCUGGCUGGAUUCUGGAUGCUACAUGAAAAGAACAGACUCAAGUUUAGUUUAUGCCACCAGCUCUCUUGGUGAGGCCUUGUUGACAGCUCUACCUAAGCAACUGACGAAGGAUCCAAUAUUUUGUUUGCAGAACCGGUCUUGCAGUCAUAGCUAAGCAGAGUGUUUUGUUCCUCUUAGAACUUAACCAUGACACACUUACAAUCUGGUACCAAAUAGACAAGGGCACCCAAAGACUGUUUUCUGUAAAAUAUCUGUUCGGAGAAGUAAAUAUUGCCUAGAAUUGUCUAUUACUUGAGGACGGCUAAAAAUUUCUAUAUGACCGUUCCAUUCAUGUACAAUUUUCAAAGCUUAUAUUAUAAAUUCGCUACUACUUCCUGAAGUUUAAUUUUCAUAUUUUACUUCCCAAGUUUUGUAAACCUAAAAUUUUCAGAUUUCAAAAUGUCAUGAUGGCAAGAAGAAUAAGAAAAUGCCUCACUUUUGUAAUAUGUCAAAUUGUAUCUUGUAAAAUUUUUGGAAAAAUAAUACUGAAGCCCUUGUAAUUUUUUUAUUCUGAAAAGACUCAAGUUCCGCUAGGAUGACCGAAUAGAUACAAAUUUUAUAGCACCGCUUAGAACGCCUUAAGAAUGUCUAAAGAUCUUAAAGUACUCUGGAUAGCCUUAAUGUUUUCAAGCUAUUUAGGAGGAAACCAUCGUCGGGUGCCCCCGAACAGGUCACUAGAGAGUGGGAGCUUAUUUGAGGAGGGGGUACUUAAUAGAGGAUUUUCGGAUGUGAUUGGCAGAUGCAAAAACAAAACUUGUAAGCUGUCUUUUAAAUCCCGGAAUUUGCAUGUUAUUGAAAAGUAUAGUUGUCUGGAUAGAGUUAGCUGGAUUAAAUGGUUGAAGAAAGUUGAAUAAUAAUGUGUUUAUGUUAUGUUGAAAGGGUGCAAAGGAAGCUACACUUUAUGCCUUUUAAGUGUAAACAGUGUGGCAAGUGUUUUAGCAGAGCAGGAACUCUAAGGAAGCAUAAACGAGUUCACACUGGGGAAAAGCCUUAGGUGAAUGUAAACACUGAAAACUCAUCAAAGGCAAUUGUUAAAUGUAAACACUGUGGCAAUUGUUUUAGCCAAGCAGGAGUCCUAAAGCGUCAUGAAAGAGUUCACGCUGGGGAAAAGCCUUAUGAAUGUAAACGAUGUGGCAAGUGUUUUAGCCAAGGAGGAAACCUGAGGCGUCAUGAAAGAGUUCACACUGGGGAAAAGCCCUAUGAAUGUAAACAGUGUAGCAAGUGUUUUAUGGAAGCAGGAAAACUAAGGAGUCAUGAAAGAGUUCACACUGGGGAAAAGCCAUAUGAAUGUAAACAGUGUGGCAAGUGUUUUAGCUGGUCAGGAAACCUGACAAAACAUGAAAGAGUUCACACUGGGGAAAAGCCUUAUGAAUGUCAACAGUGUAGCAAGUGUUUUAGCGAAGCAGGAAAACUAAGGAUUCAUGAAAGAGUUCACACUGGGGAAAAGCCUUAUGAAUGUCAACAGUGUGGCAAGUGUUUUAGUGUAGCAGGAAAGCUAAAGGUUCAUGAAAGAGUUCACACCGGGGAAAAGCCGUAUGAGUGUAGACAGUGUGUCAGGUUUUUUAGCAAUGCAGGAAACUUGAAAACUCAUCAAAGAGUUCACACUGGGGAAAAACCUUAUAAAUGUAAAACCUGUGGCAAAUGUUUUAGCCAUGGACACACCCUAAAGUAUCAUGAAAGAGUUCACACUGGGGAAAAGCCGCAUGAAUGUAAACAAUGUGGCAAGUGUUUUAACCAGGCAAACAACCUGAGGAGGCAUGAAAGAGUUCACACUGGGGAGAAGUGUAACCUUAAGAGAGGAGGAAGUGAUAUAAGGUCAGGAUUUACAAACGACACACUGUCACAGAUAGAGACUGGAAACAGUGGUAUGGAAGUCAAGCAAUCAGUCAUCACUAAGAAACACAGCUGUUGGGUUUGUCAAGAGGAGAUGGGUAGUGAAGCUCUUCUUCUUCAACAUUACGAAAAUCAUAUGAGCCAUGUAGCUAAAGAUGGCUCGUAAAGAUGACAAACGCUUCGGUCUUUAGGUUUUUUCAAGUUUCGAUUCGGUUUAUAAGGUUUUGCUUUUUAAGUGUAAGGGUCAUAUCAUUAGGUUUACCUUCGAUAAAUCGGUUGAAUUGAAAUGUUCGAAAUAGGAUUAUGAAAAGACAUUACUAAGAAGAGAUUUCACUCUUUACUAAAAGUUGGACAAAGCAGUUUUUCCCACGUGCAAAGGGCUUAUUUUUUUCUGUUAAAACGUCGACUUUUAAGGUGGCUCGAUCCCAUUUAUACGCGUGUUGGUUAUGUUUUUGAAUCGCGUUUUUCCGCAGGAACGAUUUAACCGAUAUCUAUGACUUUUGGCAUCCUUAGAAAGUGUUAUUCUUUAUCUUCUCAGAAUAAACACGUUUGAGAUGUCGGUAUAUAUUUCAUGGGUAUAUUAUUUUUACAAAUUCUUAAUAGCCGAGCAAGAAUUCAGGGUUCACUGUCUACAAAAAGGCACACCUUGACUCGGCUGCCUCGUACCCAGACGUCUCUCUCUCGAUGAAAAUGUGCGCGCAAAGGAAGGCGGGAAGGAGACAACGGGCGAGACGUGCUUCGUCUGCCGUCUAUAACCUUCCCAUGAUCCCUUGCGGCUCAUCACCAGUCACUCGCGUUUCGCGCUCGCCUCUACCAUGCGAAAAACGAAGCGCCUGAGGAGGACGCUGGGCUUGCGGUGUUCCAGACUUUUGACUCAUAGCAUCGAGGCAGACCAGCUGAUUUGCUAUUCGCUGAAGGGCAUCUUUCUUUUCCGCAGUGGCUGGCAAGAGACGCCACUAGUUAGGGAGAGACUAUGGGAGACUGGAAACAACUCUUGUGGCUGGCCUGUUACGUCAGCCUUUGACAUAAAAUAAAUUUUGGCGGACAUUUUACGCUGUCCGCACAACGAGGACAAGAUUUCGCAACGAUGAUGUUUAAUCGCACGGAAAUUAUGACCAAUCAUGCUCGCCGUGACGACAUACGACCCAUCGCGUCUGAUACGAGUUCAAUAUCCUCAUAAGAUCGGACUACAAAAAUUUCGGAACAUCGGAUUAUAAAACGAGAAGGUUACUUGUAUAUAACGUCGAGCACUGAAUCUGAAAUUGCAAAGAUGGUUUUUAGUUUCUCAAGUUUAAUGUUGGUUGCACAACUUACAUGUUGUGUAUGUAACUAGAGUGCUGAGCGCUGAAUUUUCAGCUCAAUCAAACUAAUAUAAGAGAUUUGAAACAUGUCGAUGGUUAGCUUCACGAUGUGAGAAUCCACUUUACUCUCAUUCUUGUAAAAAGGUAAAAAAAUGAAAAUUUGUGGGUGGCAGUCUUUCGCAUUUCCGGUGUCUGGCAUGUUGAGUGAUGGAAUUUAAUUACAAGUGUCCGUUUAAUACAGGUUGGAAACAAUAGAAAUGACCAUUUCAGGUACUUUUUAGCUGUCCGCGUCCGCUGAAUAGAGGUGUCCGCUUAAUAAAGGUUUCAUUUAAAGUAAAUAAGGGAAAUAAUUUUGGGGACCUCGGCUACCGUCCGCUUAAUAGAGGGUGUUUCCGCUUAAUACGGUGUCCGCUUAAUACAGGUUUCACUGUAUAAGUCCCCCAAACCGGUAACGCAAAAAACCAUUCGUUAAAUCGCCCCUCCAAAUAUAAGCCCCCCAAGGGGCUUGCACUUGGAAAAUUGCCCUCAAAUACAAAGUAAGACAAAGCAAAAACGGUAAAUUUACUUCCAACUAUAAGAGGGUGUCAUUGGGGUUAGUAGUUAACUGAUAUUUGGCCUAAAAAACAGUAGUUAACGGAUAAUUGGACAAAAAGUUAGUAGUUAGCUGAGAAAUGAAAACUUGACAGCUGAGAUUCUAUUAAUUAUACUGAAUACGAUCGUUAAUGUUAAUGAAAGCAACAAAGUUUGCAAACAAAUGCUAUUUUCUGACUUUUUUUCUGUCCCAUUGAUGACCUGGUGACACAUUAACUGAUAUUAGUAUAUGCAAAAAGGCACCAGGGCGGUACCCGGCAUAGAGCUGGUUGUCGGAUACCGGUAACUCAACGACUAAUUUGUCUUCUAAUAUUAAGGAGAUUCCUGUGUUCGGAAAAGGAAAGACAGUACUGUUUUGACGGACCUAAAAGGUCGUCAAGUUAAACAUUGCUAACCAAAGAAAAAAACUGUGACUCUUAGCCGGCAUUGGAUCUGGAUGGCCCAAAAGAAGUUCUGAUGGCUCAAAGGAAUCAGCAUCUUUUUUGAAGUACAUGAAAUUUGUACUUAUACGAGAAACAAUGUUUGUAAAGGUAACAUUGAGGGACGCGAAAGUGGUGUCGACAAAGUCUGUAUCGAGUUGCAAAAAACUUCUGACAACGCAAGUGGAAAACCUAGACGCGAUUUCUCACUUCAAAACAAAACAUUUAGCGCUUUGAACUAGUCCCAAGACUUUGAAGACACAGCGAAAGAACCGCUUAAAAGAAGUAGGAAUUCGAAGUGGGUAACACUCACAAAAGUCGAAUUGUCCUGUGUUAAAUGCUUUCAUGCUUCUGUCAGCAGUCUCAACUGUCUGUCCCACCGGUGUAAACAGUGACAAGAGAAGAUGGGGGGACUGGAUAGGGAACUUUUGACUUGUUUGAAAACGAACUAUAAGAAGUGAAUCAACUCAAGAUAAAGCGGGAUCCUUACCACCAGCGUCACGGGACUAUGUCAUGCUAUUUGUUAUCUUUUUAAAAAGCUAAAACUUUUCUUUUGCAUCAAUUGAAUUCCAAAAAUAUUGGUCCAGUUUUGUUAUUUAAGACGACGUUUUGGCACUGAUAUUGUUUCCCGUCGUCUGUCUGUUGGAUUGCAAGGAUUGAAAAUGGAUUGAAACUUAGGCAACCACGGGAUACAGGACAUACAGCAACCAGUUAAGUGCGAGACUGAUUCAGAUAAUGAACUGAAAGUGACGAAGAAGGUGACUUUGAAAAAGUUUGUAGCAGGACAUACAUGGCCGAGUCGGGAAGAUCAGUACGAGAUCAUGACUGGCUCGUCUGGAUGUACGUUGAUGGUUAUACGACUUAAUCUAAUUUGUACUUACAGCAAAAAUCGGUUAAUAGGAGUCUUAAUAGCUAUCACUUACCGAUUUUUACUACUUCGGUAAGAUCAUUAUGUUCUUUUAAUUUCUAUAUUUUCAGUUACUUAUAAAAUAAUGUUACUAGUGGCCGAGUUUAUGUGAAUUCAUAUAAGUUUAAACUUUUUAGUAGGGCCUACCCCAAAAUUGAUUGACGUGCUGAAGUAAAGAAAAUACGGGUUAUGACAGAAUAAUAUUCGCUGUAGGAAAGUGAAAGUUGAUAGGUAACAUAAAUUAGUCGUGAACAGAGAAUAGGCCAAAAAAAAUUGUAGUUAACUAAUUUUUGGCCGAAAAAUUAGUAGUUAACUUAGAACUGGGUACCCCCAUUAGCACCCGCCUAUAAGGCUAGCCCAGUCGAUUUUGAAACCCAAAUUUCAUUCUGUAGAUAAGACCCUCCGAAUAUAAGCCCCUCUAAAAGGGUCUUUGAAAAAUAUAGGCCCCGGGGCUUAUUCUCUGAAUUUUACGGUAGCUGGUGAUUAGCUGAUCUGUUGACUCGAGUCGGAAAGGGAGUGGCCACGUCACCCAUGUAGAUCUUAUAAAACAUUCUGGCUUGAAGGAGAAGUCUACGAUCUUUUGGUGAGUCCCAUCCCAGGCAUUCCAACAUCGGAGAAACAUGGCUAAAACUCGAGUGCUCAUUAAGAACAAAUCGGGCUGACAAAUCAUGAUGACAAAAAUCCAAUGAUUCUGGCACUUUUUCUGCGCUGACCAAAGUCCCAACGUUUAAUCGUCGACCCUUUUCGAAGUGCAUGCUUACAUGGGGAAUGUAUGACGACAAAAAUCAAAACCACUCGCAAAAAUAACCUUUCAGUCAUCUUCAGUUUUCUCCUCUCGUCCCAUCGCUUCAUACGGCUCAAUCUGGUAAAAAUGCCCAUAAAGCCGGGUUAACUGCACACCGAAAGAAAACAAUUUUUUUUAACAAAACAUGUCUGACUAAGGGUCUCCUCUACCCCUUUGAAGUUACGUAAAAAUGUAGACGCUUUUCACGCCUCACGAAUAAUUCAUAAAAUUUCUCUACGAUCAUGUAAAAACUGAGUAAUUCUCUUUUCCCGGAAAGAAAUGAGGGAGUAUAACUCUCAUGCACGUUGUGCGUGCCUAAGAUUUUUACCAUUGUCCGAGCCAGUCUGAGUACUAGUUUCAAGGCAGGUACUUCAUGUACGAGAACAUUAAUACAAAACAUUGUUUGGACACAAACGAUCCACGAUCUCAAUCACUUGAUCUUUUGUGUUGCUCAACGUAACAGCGCGGAAAUCUUAUUAACAAAGGUAAGAAAAGCUUUUUAGUACAUGUUGUAUACAUAUUACAAGAAUAAAGUAAAGACAGGAUUGAUCGACACCGCAGAAAAGACGAGAUUUUAGCCCACAUAAAUGGCAACUUCCCUGGCGAGUGAUUUGUGCUGCUUUAUAAUUCAGGUAACUGCCUGUUGGCUAUUCGCACGAGACCCGUACACCGACUUGUGUUUGCUUUUCAUACAGCAUUCUGACUAUAUUGAUUAGGGUUAAGCGCUGAAAAUAGUAACAGAUUUAAUAAAGUUAAAAACUGACCAUGCUGAUUAGCUAGGGUUUAAUAAGCACUCACUCGAAACGGUUAGCUUCUUAGAUUAGGUUAGAGUUGUUGCUAUAUUGAAACCAGUGUUGAAUAAUAAAACUGAGCUAUUAUUUUUAGCAAUCAGUGGAUGUGAAAAAUUUUAGAGCUUUUGAAAAAAACUAAUAGCAUGCCAUAGUCCCUCGAGGGUGCUCGUCAGAAAAUGGUAAAUGACGCAUGACUUAAUUGUUCUCUCCAAGUGGACUGUAUGUAUUACAGCAGUUGCUAAAUACAACCAGGCGCACUGUUGUAUAAUUUUUGUGUCAGAUUAGAAAUAAAGAUGGAUAGAUAGUUUUAAUAAAUGCUGUGGCUAUAUGGCCGGUAACUGGUCAAGGUUUUCAAAACACUAAAUGGCCGGCAGUCCUAUAUUCUCAAUAAAUUUGACAAAUCAAAAAAAUUCAGCUAAUCUAAACUAUCAUAUGUCCAUUUUUAUUUAAGAAAAGUCAAGCGAUCCUGAAAUGCUUCAUAGAUCUCAAGUUUAGUGUUUGGUUUACAGUUUGUUUAGUGUUUGGUGAGCUCAGAAAACCAAACCGUGUUUUGUGACACUUAGAACUUUUUUCAGGUCGACUGCCGGUCAAGGUUUUCAUAACACUAAGUGACCAGCAGUCCUGUUUCAGUAAACUUCACAAAUUGAACAAAUCCAGCUGGACGAAACUAUCAUAUGUCGAGAUCCUGAUCAAACCAACCAGUUUUGUGGGAAAUUAAUCAUAAAACGCUGCAUCAAUAGGGAAAAAUUGGUAAAAUUUCCCACCAACGAAAAGAUCAUGAAAAUAGUCAUGAACAUCAAAACACUCACUCCCAACGAAAUCAUGAUAUAGAAAUCCCACGAUCAGCUGAUUCAGGGUCUGGACAUUAUAGGAUAGUAAUAGGUUAGCUGGAAUUUUUGAUUUGUGAAAUUUACAGAAAAGACAGGACUGCCAGUCAUUUAGAGUUUUGAAAACCUUGACCAGUUACUGCAGGGACCGCGGAGGGGGAGGGGCUGCUGGGAUUUAUUUCAUAGCACUCCAGUUGACAUGGAAAAAAUUUCCGUGGAAUUAUUAGACUUUACCCUAUGGAAGAGUGGGAUGUUUGCCUGUCAGAACGAUUACAACCCGAUGUGUGUGCAAGGAUAACAAGAUGUGAGGCUCAAAUGGAGUGAUUUGACUUUUUCUCUGCUUUGCAUCUUGGAGAGCACCUUUACUGCCACACCGAUAAUCUAUCUAAGGAUCUUCAGGGUACUAAGAUGGCUGCUGUCAGUGGACAACGCCUGGCAAAUCUAACAAAGGGGACGCUCACAAAAAUUCGCUUUGAUCAAAGCUUUGACCAUUUCUAUGCUGAUGUUGCCCGCAAGAGUGAAGGCCUGCUUGGCGAACCAACGCGUCCAAGAAAACAACACACUCCGGCCAGACUGAAGGUUGGUGCUGGUGCACCAAGCUAUCCCCAAACUGCUAAAGAUCACAUUGUACGAGCCUAUUAUGAGGCUAUUGAUCUUAUCAUCAGGGCUAUCUAUCAGCGUGUUAAUCAAGAAAGCUUCAGCUCUUAAGUACAGAUGGAGACCCUUUUGCUUAAAGCUGCUAUAGAUAAUGGUGACGACUAUGAGGCAGAGUUCAGUUUCUUGAAGCAUAAUACAAGGAAGAUGUUGCAAUACAGGGGCGCUACCUAGGCAACUAAGUACUAUGGAAGAAGGAGAAGAUAUCAUGUUUUGACGAAAUCCUGUUGGCGGUGUUAAAGUUUCCAGAACCAGAAAAGAAGCUAAUCCAGGAAGUCAGUUAAACUAUCUGUAAGCUGCUUGCUGUAAAUCCUAUUACUAGCGCUGCUGGCGAGGGUUCAUUCUCAUCUGUACGUACAGCGUCUGAAGACGUGGUGUCGAUCUGGUAUGGGUGAUGAGAGGUUUAGCAACCUAGUAGUAACGUUGAAUAGUUACAAGCUGAGAACAGACAGUGUCUCUAUAGCUGACGUCGCACAGGAGUUUGUUUCCAGCAAUGAGGACCGCAAGAGAAAUUUCAGCACUGCUGACAACUUCAAAGUAGCAAUUUUAGGAAGGUUUAUUCAACAUAUUGGCUAUACUGGAUACUAUAACACAUGACGACGUUUAUGUUAUAUUUGUUGAGGCUGUAAAUAAGAUGACGCGCAAAUGCUCGACUGCGAGCAGUCUCUCUUUUUCUUCAGAUUUCAAGGCGGUAAGUGGAGUGCACGCGCCUGUGAGCGUGUUUCGGGCGUUUUGCUUGACGGACCAAGAGAAAAGACAGACUGCUCGUAGUCUACGCAAAUGCAAGAUAAAUGGCGAAAAACUGAACUUAAUGUUUCUUUGUAUUGGCAAGAUUUUUUAGGCCUACCACUUUAAAAUGGUCUCCGCGGUCCCUGUACUGGCCAUAUAGCCACAACGUUUAAUUAUAAAUACUCACUUUCAAGCCUCCUAAGGAUGAAUUGCAUCAAUAUACAAAGAUGGUAUAAUAACUGGUAAUAACAAUAAUUGUUGUUACUAGUUAUUAUACCAUCUUUGUAUGUUGAUGCAAUUUAUAGUUACAAUAGACCUUUUUACCGAUGUGGCGGCCAUAUUGAAUUAAUUCGAUUUAAGGAGUAUUAUAGGAUGCUCAGGGGGCAUGAGCACAUUUCGUUUGUAUUUUCAAGCGCUUUUCGGGACAAUUUUUCUUAAAGUUUUCUUAGAAUAAGAUUGUAAUGGGGAAAGAGAUCCUUGGGCCGUGUUUGGAUGUAAUAAUGAUCGCCUUUUUCCCGAGAAAUAUACAGUGAAAGACCAUAUUUCUAAUACUUAACGAGAAAAAGGUGAUCAUUAUUACAUCCAAACAUGGCACAAGGAUCUUUUUUUCCCAUUGCAAUCUUGUUCUAAGAAAACAUUAAGGAAAAAUGUCCGAAAAGCUCAAAAAAUGUGCUCAUGUGGGAUCAUUAUUAAAUCAAAUUAAAACAUGGCACGAUCGGGAAAAAAGGUCUGUUAUUGUAACUAUAAAUAUGAUUAUAUUUAACUAAUAAGUCAUAAAACAGUUUUUAAAAUUACAGAUGGCCAUUUUUCAAAUUUAAACACCAGAAAGUUCUACCGGUAAGACAUAGAUUGGAUAAAAUUAAAAAUGCUUGGUGCACAUCUUAGGUUGAGUAAAUUCACACUGUUUGAAGGUAACAUUCUUUGGUGGUAGUAGAUGGUGCAGCUUAUGCAGAAUCAGAUACAUACUAAUUAUUCAAAUAGUUUGUUGUAUCAUUCAAGUCUAUCUGUAAGAGAACUCAUGUUGUACAAUGUGAGGUUGUCAACAUAUUUAUUUUGAGCACUCUUUGACAGUCGUUGCUUAAAUACACAGGCAAUGCAUGGUGGUAUAAAAAGGUGCACAGUACUCUAAUACUGGCGUGAUGCAGGUGUGAUAGAAACUUUUGAAAUCACAGGUCAGGAUCUUUAAGGAAAAUAAGGAAAAACUUAUUGGCCUUCUUGAUUACACCAGAAAUGUGACAAUUGCAUUGAAUGCUAGAAAGGCCCAAACAUUGUUGGUUCUUUGCAGUUGAAGAACAUAAAAGUAGUAGGUAGGUCUUUUGAAGUCAAUCAACAGUUCCUAUUUUUUCUGAGUUAAUUUUUGAAAGAAUAUUUUUCCUAUUUUUGAACAUAUUCCUAUUUUCUCCUAUUUUUCCUAUUUUUUAGCUGGUGAAGCCAAAAUUUGUAUCAAAACUGAAAAUGGAAUUUUUAGAGAAUUAUCAUAGAGCAAGUUAUAUGUUGACUUUGAUGUUCUAAUAUCAGCAAAGAUAAUAGUUACAUUUGUUCUUUCUACGUCCUCUAUUGCCCAUUAGUGUUCUGUUAACAACUUUGUUAUAUUGUUACUUUUUGCAUAAUUUUUUAGUACACCUAUAUGUAUUGUACAUGUAUGUAGCUCUCAUGACUAUUGAAUAAUAUUGUGCAUAGCCCACUGAAACUGCAUUUCAUAUGUUAUAUUUUAUUUUGAAGUCUUGCACGCUUUUAUGUUCAUCUUUCAAACUGAAAACAAGAUCAGGUUGUUCUCUCACAUUACAUAGGUCAGAUAGAUACAGAUUUUAUAGCACCGCUUAGAACGCCUUAAGAAUGUCUAAAGAUCUAAAAGUACUCUGGAUAGCCUUAAAAAGGGUUUUCAAGCCAUUUAGGAGGAAACCAUCGUCGGGUGCCCCCGAACAGGUCACUAGAGGGUGGGAGCUUAUUUGAGGAGGGGGUACUUAAUAGAGGAUUUACGGUAUGAUUGGCAGCUGUGAAAACCAAACUUGUAAGCUGUCUUUUAAAUCCCGGAGUUUGCAUGUUAUUGAAAAGUAGAGUUAGCUGGAUUAAAUGGUUUAAGAAAGUUGAAUAAUAAUGUGUUUAUGUUAUGUUGAAAGGGUGCAAAGGAAGCUACACUCCAUGCCUUUUAAGUGUAAACAGUGUGGCAAGUGUUUUAGCAGAGCAGGAACUCUAAGGAAGCAUAAACGAGUUCACACUGGGGAAAAGCCAUAUGAAUGUAAACAGUGUGGCAGGUGUUUUAGCGAAGCAGGAAGCUUGAAACGUCAUCAAAGAGUUCACACUGGGAAAAAGCCUUAUGAAUGUCAACAGUGUGGCAAGUGUUUUAGCGAAGCAGGAAAACUAAGGAUUCAUGAAAGAGUUCACACUGGGGAAAAGCCUUAUGAAUGUCAACAGUGUGGCAAGUGUUUUAGUGUAGCAGGAAACCUAAAGGCUCAUGAAAGAGUUCACACUGGGGAAAAGCCAUAUGAAUGUAGACAGUGUGACAGGUGUUUUAGCGACCCAAGAAACUUGAAAACUCAUCAAAGAGUUCACACUGGGGAAAAACCCUAUAAAUGUAAAACCUGUGGUAAAUGUUUUAGCCAUGGACACACCCUAAGGCAUCAUGAAAGAGUUCACACUGGGGAAAGACCG
Molecule: messenger RNA, 12343 nt
Organism: Porites lobata
Lineage: Eukaryota; Metazoa; Cnidaria; Anthozoa; Scleractinia; Poritidae
Source: the annotation of a GenBank genome assembly